Messenger RNA from Wallemia ichthyophaga EXF-994, 1506 nucleotides. RefSeq names its product Regulatory protein ADR1. Gene Ontology annotation, cellular component: chromatin. Gene Ontology annotation, biological process: regulation of transcription by RNA polymerase II. The coding region runs from base 1 to 1506 and encodes 501 amino acids. NCBI's taxonomy places the organism in Eukaryota, Fungi, Basidiomycota, Wallemiomycetes, Wallemiales, Wallemiaceae. The transcript has 6 exons. Gene Ontology annotation, molecular function: RNA polymerase II cis-regulatory region sequence-specific DNA binding; DNA-binding transcription factor activity, RNA polymerase II-specific. The record is from RefSeq and is a predicted model, not a curated record.
AUGAGGAUCGGCGAGAUGAUCACGCCUCAGGAGGUUAGGGACAAUCAUUAUAUGACCGAACAAGCAAAUUUCAGCUGUCCAACUUGCCAGGCCAAAUUUACGCGGAAGCAGCAUGUGUACAGACAUAUGAGAACACACACGGGUGAAAAGCCGUACGAGUGCGAGAUAUGCAAUGAAUCUUUUUCUAGGAGCGAUCUUCUCAGCCGCCACCAAUCCAAGUGCCACGCAGGCCAUCCACUCAUCCCCAAGAAAGGACAGCGUUUGAAUCGUAAGCUGCAGGUGAAUGUGCUCGCGCAGACACAGCAAUCGAAACAGGAGAAGGAGAGCGAGAAGGAGCAUCUAUAUAGGGAAGAGGAAUUACAGCAAAAAUCACAGCAGUCUCAGCCAACUCUAGACCUCGGCUCUGUCGCAUACAACCCAGAAUCUAUAGGAUUCUCCAACGUUGCCAGCCAGACUGAAGCUGUUUGGUCCAAUUUCUUCAAUAACCAGUCUUCAGUUGAUGUUGACAGCUUUAAGCAUGUCUACGAAUCUCAGCUCGGUAAUGAUGGUGCUGAUAGAAGUGGUUAUAUCAAUACAGCAGGCUUACCACAUACACCACUCGAGUUUAAGCUGCCCAUGUCGCCUAAUUCAGCUAAUUCAGCUAAUCCAGUUAGUCGAGGGGACAGAAGACAGCCAGAUACCUCCAAAUUACCUUUUGAUGGCGUGGACAUGCAGCAGUUGCUUAACAGUUUGGGUGUGGACGAUGGUAGGGAAAUAGACGGUGGAGAUGGUAGACAAGACAGAGACAGCAUCUCGACGCACAAUACCUCUUCCAAGAAUGACCUAUCGAUGCACGAUCUCUGGUCGCAGUAUCUGUCUGUGCCCAUGUCAGCCAAUGCGACGGAAGAGCGGGAGCAGGAGCAGACGCAGCCACAACCUCAACCACCGCCACAACAAGAGCAAUCGAAUGAAAUUGCACAUACGGCCAAGAAUGACUUUGCACUUGCAGCAGCACACAAGGGUAUGAACGACGUCAGUUCACUCAAACUGAACCAGCCACCGGCACAGAAAAGGAAAGUGAAAGGAAACGAGAGUAGGACAGUAUUGCAUAGACAACAGCAGUCUCUCAGCGACCAGUACAGACUGCCUAUGUUGUCAGGUCCACCGCGCGCGAGUGAAGCUGCAGGAGAGGAUCUGAAGGAGUAUGAGCAGGCAGUGCUAAGUAGACAAGUGCCUCAGCUCAAUUUCAAUACGAGGUUUUUGAGGUAUAGGAGGGACAACAAGGGGGAUGAGGUUGACGAUGUUAAACCAAUCUCAAAUAUAUACUCACACUCACAACCCUACUUGGCGUCAUAUUACCCAGCUUUGUCUCAACCAAAUCACUCAAUCAAGAGAGACCUCAGCACACCAUACCUGCCUGACGAUAGCAAGCGAUAUGCCUUCUCGCUGCCUACGCCACUUUCACCGCCCGAAGCAUCGACUGAUGCCUAUACAAGGCUCAAUGAGCAGUUGGCAUUGAGGAUAUGA